Messenger RNA from Alnus glutinosa, 1820 nucleotides. RefSeq names its product aminoaldehyde dehydrogenase 2, peroxisomal. NCBI's taxonomy places the organism in Eukaryota, Viridiplantae, Streptophyta, Magnoliopsida, Fagales, Betulaceae. Bases 147 to 1658 code for a protein of 503 amino acids. Gene Ontology annotation, molecular function: oxidoreductase activity, acting on the aldehyde or oxo group of donors, NAD or NADP as acceptor. The transcript has 15 exons. The record is from RefSeq and is a predicted model, not a curated record.
AUCAAAAUUUACUGAACUUUUGACGACUGCACUGCAAAUGCUCUGAGGAGACAAAACUUUUGCAAAAUCCUCAGCUCGCUACUUUGAGAAAGAGAGAGAGCCCAGUAUCGACAGAGACACAGGGAGAGCCAGAGAGGGUGUGAAAAAUGGCGAUCCCAAUACCGACUCGGCAGCUAUUCAUCGACGGCGAGUGGAGAGAACCAGCACUCAAAAAGCGCUUACCCAUCAUCAACCCCUCCACCGAAGAGAUCAUCGGGGAUAUACCGAUGGCUACUGCGGAGGAUGUGGAGAUUGCGGUGGACGCCGCUCGGAGAGCCCUUGCCAGGAACAAAGGCAGAGAUUGGGCCUUAGCUUCCGGGGCCGUUCGUGCCAAGUAUUUGCGUGCUAUUGCGGCUAAGAUAACAGAGAAGAAAUCCAAAUUAGCAAAACUUGAAGCAAUUGAUUGCGGAAAACCGCUGGAUGAAGCAGCAUGGGACAUUGAUGAUGUUGCUGGGUGCUUUGAGUACUACGCUGACCUUGCUGAAGGCUUGGAUGCAAAGCAAAAGGCUCCUGUUUCCCUUCCUAUGGAGACAUUCAAGAGUUAUGUUCUUAAGGAGCCAAUUGGGGUUGUUGGGUUGAUUACUCCAUGGAACUACCCUAUGUUGAUGGCUACAUGGAAAGUGGCUCCUGCCUUGGCUGCUGGGUGUGCCGCAAUACUGAAGCCAUCUGAAUUGGCAUCUGUAACCUGUUUGGAGCUCGCUGAAGUUUGCAGAGAGGUCGGUCUUCCUCCUGGUGUCCUUAAUAUUCUGACUGGAUUUGGCCAUGAGGCCGGUGCUCCAUUGGCAUCUCAUCCUCAUGUUGACAAGAUUGCAUUUACUGGAAGCAGCAUUACUGGGAGUAAGGUUAUGACAGCUGCAGCUCAAAUGGUCAAGCCUGUUUCAUUGGAGCUUGGUGGGAAAAGCCCGAUUAUUGUUUUUGAGGAUUUUGACCUUGAUAAAGCUGCUGAAUGGACUAUCUUUGGUUGCUUUUGGACCAAUGGUCAGAUUUGCAGUGCAACAUCCCGCCUUAUUGUGCAUGAAAGCAUUGCUGCAGAAUUUUUGGAUAGGCUCGUAAAAUGGACCAAAAACAUCAAGAUUUCAGAUCCUCUUGAAGAAGGUUGCAGGCUUGGCCCUGUUGUUAGUGGUGGCCAGUAUGAGAAAAUACUGAAGUUCAUCGCUACAGCUAAGAGUGAAGGUGCAACCGUAGUAUGUGGCGGUGCUCGUCCUGAGCAUCUAAAGAAAGGAUUCUUCAUCCAACCUACCAUCAUCACUGAUGUAACUACCUCUAUGCAAAUAUGGAGAGAAGAAGUUUUUGGACCUGUUCUGUGUGUGAAAACAUUCAGUACCGAAGAUGAAGCCAUUGAACUAGCAAAUGACACCCAAUAUGGCUUAGGUGCUGCUGUGAUAUCAAGUGAUCUAGAAAGAUGUGAUCGCGUAAGUAAGGCUCUUCAGGCAGGAAUUGUUUGGGUCAAUUGUUCACAGCCUUGCUUCACUCAAGCUCCAUGGGGGGGCAACAAACGUAGUGGUUUUGGGCGUGAAUUAGGGGAAUGGGGACUUAACAAUUACUUGAGCGUGAAGCAGGUUACCCAGUACAUCUCUGAUGAACCAUGGGGGUGGUACCAGUCUCCUUCAAAGCUGUGAAAGUGCCCCUGAAAAUAAUGAGAAAUUGCAGAUGUACCAGAGUUAACGAAAUAAGAUAAGAGGGGUAUCAUGUACUGAACUCCAUGUUCCAAGGAUCCAAAAAAAAAAAAAACACUUUUUCGAACAAAAAAUAAAGAACAGCAGGUUAUAUAGGUUGGUUAA